AUGAUAAGGUUCCUGUUAAGCAACCAACGUUCGGCUGCUGUUUCACCAACCCGAAGCUACUUCAGAACGAAUGCACGUUCCGAAUAUAGAAUUUCGAACGGACCGUCCUCCGACUAUAAAGUGACGUCAAUGCACGAAAAAAGUGGUCCAGGCAAAUUGACAGAUUUCGUGCCAGAAAGUGAGCGAACCACUGCGAAGACGACGGAAGAGGAGAAAAGAGAAUUCUCCUAUCGUCGCCCUUCUGAAGAAGAACCGCGUCUGAUACGUAAUUACGACCUGCCACCAGCUGCGCCAACAACCACUAGAGUUACACCCAUUCCUGUGACAGAGGUGGUCGAAAAGGAUGCCAUUCGGGACAGAAAAAGGCGGGGCUUGAUUUCACUGCCGAUUGUCUCAUUCUGA
Cooperia oncophora is the source of this 402-nucleotide messenger RNA. NCBI's taxonomy places the organism in Eukaryota, Metazoa, Nematoda, Chromadorea, Rhabditida, Trichostrongylidae. The record is from the annotation of a GenBank genome assembly.